Molecule: messenger RNA, 3783 nt
Organism: Saccostrea cuccullata (small rock oyster)
Lineage: Eukaryota; Metazoa; Mollusca; Bivalvia; Ostreida; Ostreidae
Cellular component (GO): nucleus
Molecular function (GO): metal ion binding; NAD+-protein mono-ADP-ribosyltransferase activity; NAD+ poly-ADP-ribosyltransferase activity
Source: RefSeq, a predicted model, not a curated record
UAAUCUAGUUUGUGGCAUUCGCAAAACUUACAAUUUAUUAUAAAAUGGAACGAGAAGAACAAAAUCAGCGUAAAACGUACCCAUCCUACCAAAAGAAAUGAAGCUAAGAAUAUGAAGAUACUUUUGCAAUGGCGACUUCGAAAAAUCUCCGAUACAAUGGUUCUGGUGAGGUUCGAAGUAGAAGAUUCCGGAGUAAAUCAAGAAGUAGGAGGGGCGCCCACCAAUACAGGGUUCAGAGAAAUAAAAGUUUAGAGAGGGGUUUAACUGCUGAUGAUUCUAGUGAUGAAAUGUCUUCGGAUAAUGACAAUAUAUACAUGCACAACUCCACAAGGGCGACCUCAACUUUUCGGCGAUAUGAUAGAUAUGCGUCAAUAAGAAAUGACAGAGACAGGAGCAAAUCAAGAAGUAGAAAAGGUGCCCACCAAAAUAGGAAACAGGAAAAUAAAAGUCUAGAAAGAAGAUUGAUAGUUGCGGCAGGAUCUAGUGAUGAAGCAUCUUCGGAUAAAGACAAUGUGUAUAGCUAUAACUCACACUCUUUAGGACAGUCUAGUGAUGUUUUUGAAAGAAGAUCUUUCGAGUUAAAUGUAUUUAAGUUUCUUGUAAAAAAUAUAGGUGGGUGUAUAAAUGUGCCAUCUUUUAAAGAAAAGUAUGCACAUUUACCACAGAAUCUUGAUGAAUGGCUCAAUGAACGUAAGGAGAAAAUUUCAGUGUAUAAAAGAAAUAACAUUGUACUUUAUAUCGGGCCUCUUCUCAAAAAAGCUUCCAUCUGUGCUGAAAACUUUGGGUUUGGAGAAGAAAGAGAGUGCAGUCGCAUCAACUGUAAACACUUUCAUAUUUGCAAACACUACUUAAAUGGAUUGUGCAGACAAGGUCCCAGAUGCAGAAAAGGGCAUGAUUUUGAAAAUGGUCACAAUCGGGAUAUCAAAGAAAGAAAUGGUCUACAAGAAUAUACAGAUGAUGAAAUGAAAAAGAUAAUUCUUUGGAGAUAUCCCCAGGUCUGCAAAGCACGUAAUUGCUUGUUGGCAGAAGAUUGUCCAUAUCUUCACAUUUGCUAUAAUUUCAUUAAAAACAAUUGUGAUGAUUCAAGUUGCCCACGAGGACAUUCUUUCGAAACUUCCCAUAACAAAUGGGUUCUUUCAGUGUAUAGAAUGGAGAGAUGGCCGACUCAAAAAUUGAGCUUGCUAAAAUCCUUGGUUAACAUGCCAAGCAGGCAAAAAAGUAAAAGAGAUAUUUGUUGCAUGGCUAAUUUUCAUGCAGAUGUUCAAAGUGAGAACUAUGGAGAACCAUUAGGUGUGCGGUUAGAUCAGAAUGAACUUCAUCGAAAACCAAACUCAGAUCACGAUAUCUUCAAAAAAAAAUCUUUCUCAACAUCAAGUAGUGUAUUAGAUAAGAAUGCCCAUAAGACAAACAUUUGCCAUAAUAAUUUGACGGGAGGUUGUCAAGGGAGGGACUGCGAUAAACACCACACCCGCCUUCCAUACCUCUGGCAGAUCCGUAUCUAUAGAGACUGGAUCAGCUUUGAUGACGUAGAAAACCAGAAACUGGAAAGACGUUUAUGUUCAAGGGAGAAAGAAAAGACAAGCCUUAAUUUUUCUAAAGAUUAUGGGAUCAUUGAAAAGCAGACAAAACCUCAUUGUGAUAUUCGGAGAUUAACAAGUGUUUCCUUCGUCAAACAAGGGGCAGUAUUGGCUUCAGAUUCCUUCCACACUCAAUGGAGAAUGCAUUUUCAAAAUGACUUCAAACAAUGGAUAGCGUAUGAAAAAGAUGAAGUACAGUAUACACUAGAGAAGAAAUACAUGAUGAAACAAAAAAGCUAUUUAUUUACAAGGGAAGGUCAUAAAAUGAAGUAUAGGAUUGAAUUCUCUAAUAUGAGACAGAUAAACAUAGACACUUCCAAAGUCCGAAUUAUUCUUAGACGUCCUGCGUUUGUAUCUUUAGCUGAUGUGAUAUCAAAUUCAUUCCCAAGGUCAAUUCAUAUCUCCAUUCCUGUAUCGUGUCCCGGUGACUGGGAUCCGUUAGAUGUUUCAAAUGACUUCGAAUGGGUUGAUUUGGAUGAAACAGGUAACGAGUUCAAAGAUGUCCAGGCUUCCUUCUUCAAGACUCUAAGCAAGGACCAGUUUCAGAUUUCCAACAUUUAUCGCAUACAGAAUCUUGCAUUGUGGAAUGAAUUCAACAUGAAAAAAACAAACAUGGAAAGAACUGGUGGAAAGAAAACUUACAACGUUGAUGAAAGAAGUCUUUUCCAUGGCACAGAUUCAAUUGACAGGUGUUAUGGUAUAUGUACCAACAAUUUUGAUUUUCGUCUGAGUGGGAAAAAUGCAACGGUUUAUGGGAAAGGAUCUUACUUUGCCAUUUCUGCAAAGUAUAGUCAUAACUACACAAAAGGCAACACGCGCUUUAUGUUUAGAGCUAAAGUUCUGAUUGGAAGCUAUACCAAAGGUAAAGAAGACUUGACGUGUCCACCAAAUAUCCCUGGAGAAGGACACAGACGUUUUGAUUCCUGCGUCGACAAUACCUCUGACCCUUCAAUAUUCAUUGUUUUUGACAGAAAUCAGACGUACCCCGAGUACUUGAUUGCAUAUCAGGAAAAUAUUGAAGCACGGACUUUAGAUUGGCAGUCAAUACAAAAAUCAAAACGAAGUUUUUCAAGAAGUAGGGGCAUUGCAUCUAGAUCAAUUAACGUUUCCACUAAUAUUAACAAUGUUCAAAACAACCUCAAUACAUUAGUUAAAACUCCAUCUAGUAGUCAGGGAACUGUAAUUACUACUCCCUUCACAAAAAGUCGACGGAGACCACCACUACGCCGAUCAAGACCUUUGUCUUUAAGCAAUAAUCAAAGUUCCUCACAUACUGAUUUGACAUCAACUCAAUAUCCUGUUGGCAUAUCAAACUCCACUUCUAUCAGCAAUUCGACACAAAAUAGCACGUCGACCAACUCAACUGCUCAUGGAGAUCAUGUACAUGCAGCUUCCAUUGGAGUGAUAUCUUCCACGACAAACAAUUAUCAGGCUCCCACUGGAAUAAGAGCUAUUUCGAAUACAAAUAAUCACCAGGCUUCAACGAGUCUAAAAGAUUCUUCCACAGCAAGCAGUUACCAGACUUUAGCGGGAACGGGGUCUUCUAUUUCCAUCAUUAACAAGGCUUCUAUUCAAAACAUUUCUUCCAGUGCAAAUUACCAAGCCUCCAACAAACUGGGACCCUUUUCUCCUGCAAACAAUUACCAAUCAAACAGUCUGAAAGAUUCUUCCAUAGCAAACAGUUACCAGAAUUUAACGGGAACGGGGGCUUCCAUUACCAUUAACAACGCCUCUACAAAAACUACUUCUUCCACUUCAAAUUACCAAGCCUCCAACACAAUGGGACCCAUUUCCCCUGCAAACAAUUACCAACCUUCCACAGGAAUUGGAGUUUCUUCCAUGCCAAAAAACCACCAAACUUUCACCAGAGCAGGAGCUUCUUCCAUUGCAAACAACUAUCAGGCUUCCAGAGGAAUCGGAUCGACUUCCGUUUUAAACAAUUAUCAAUAUACUGAGGUCACUUCUCCUCAGAACCGGAGUUUUAACAGCUUUCCAAAGUUUUCUUCCUCAAUUAACCGAAAAAAUAGGGAUCCUUAUUCUGUUACGAGAGGUCGAAGUGAACGUCUUUCGUCCUUUCCUGGAGUUAGAUACCGGGGGUAUUAUUCUUUGUCAAACAUAGUGAUACCAAAUGAGGAUUAUGGAUGUUGUUGUCUAAUUUUGUGAUAAAAUUUAAACGAAACUUUCAAAUCGUUAAUCAGUAAUCAUU